UCGUCACGGGGACUAAAUCUCUCUCAAAACUCGCUCCCAGAAAGGCGAUAAGAUAUUCAAGACUUCUCCGUAUCCUUCCAUUGGACAGCGAGCCCGGCUUCUGCGGCAUCAGCUGUGGGCAGUUUUGCUGGGUGUUUGUUGCCUUGAAAAAUGGCUACUGGACAGGAUCGGGUGGUUGCUCUUGUGGACAUGGACUGUUUUUUUGUUCAAGUGGAGCAGCGGCAAAAUCCCCAUUUGAGGAAUAAGCCUUGUGCAGUUGUGCAGUACAAAUCAUGGAAAGGUGGUGGAAUAAUUGCAGUGAGUUAUGAAGCUCGUGCAUUUGGAGUCACUAGAAACAUGUGGGCAGAUGAUGCUAAGAAGUUAUGUCCAGAUCUUCUACUGGCACAAGUUCGUGAGUCCCGUGGGAAAGCUAACCUCACCAAGUACCGGGAGGCCAGUGUUGAAGUGAUGGGGGUAAUGUCUCAUUUUGCUGUGAUUGAACGUGCCAGCAUCGAUGAAGCUUAUGUAGAUCUGACCAAUGCUGUACAAGAGAGACUACAAAAGCUACAAGGUCAGCCUAUCUCAGCAGACUUGUUGCCAACCACUUACAUUGAAGGGUUGCCUAAAGACCCUACAGCAGCAGAAGAGACUGUUCAGAAAGAGAAGAUGCGAAAAGAAGGUUUAUUUCAAUGGCUUCAUUCUCUCCAGUUCGAUGACAUGGCCUCUCCAGACCUGCAGCUCACCGUGGGAGCAGUGAUUGUGGAGGAAAUGAGAGCAGCCAUAGAGAAGCAGACUGGUUUUCAGUGUUCAGCUGGAAUCUCACAUAAUAAGGUCCUAGCAAAACUGGCUUGUGGACUAAACAAGCCCAACCGCCAGACCCUGGUCUCACACGGGUCAGUCCCACAGCUGUUUAGCCAAAUGCCCAUUCGCAAAAUCCGUAGUCUUGGAGGAAAGCUGGGGGCCUCUGUCAUUGAAAUCUUAGGGGUAGAAUACAUGGGUGAACUGACCCAGUUCACUGAAUCUCAACUCCAGAGUCAUUUUGGGGAGAAGAAUGGGUCUUGGCUAUAUGCCAUGUGCCGAGGGAUUGAACAUGAUCCAGUUAAACCCAGGCAACUACCCAAAACCAUUGGCUGUAGCAAGAACUUCCCAGGAAAAACAGCUCUGUCUACUCGGGAACAGGUACAAUGGUGGCUUUUGCAGUUAGCCCAGGAACUAGAGGAGAGACUGAAAAAAGACCAAAAUGAUAAUGACAGGGUGGCUACUCAGUUGGCUGUGGGUAUUCGUGUGCAAGGAGACAAACGUCUCAGCAGCUUACGCCGCUGCUGUGCCCUUACCCGAUAUGAUGCUAACAAGAUGAGCCACGAUGCAUUUGCUGUUAUCAAGAACUGUAAUACUUCUGGAAUCCAAACUGAAUGGUCCCCUCCCCUCACAAUGCUUUUCCUCUGUGCUACCAAAUUCUCUGCCUCUGCCCCUUCAUCUUGCACAGAUAUCACCAUCUUCUUGAGCAGUGACCCAUGUUCUCUGCCAAAGGUGCCAGUUACCAUUUCAGAAGCUAACACCCAGGGAAGUGACCCAGGCCUGACAACAACAAAGAAAGCAACCACCUCUCUGGAAUCAUUCUUCCAAAAAGCUGCAGGAAAACAGAAAGUCAAAGAAGCUUCGCUUUCAUCUUUUACUGUUACCACUCAGGCCCCCACGAGCAAUUCACCAUCUAAGUCAUUACCUUUCCAAACCAGUCAAACUACAGGAACGGAGCCCUUCUUUAAGCAGAAAAGUCUGCUUCUAAAACAGAAGAAGCUCAAUAAUUCUUCAGUUCCUUUCCCUCCACAAAAUCCACAGUCCAACUCUAAGGGGUUACCAAAUCAUUUUCCAACAGAGUAUCCAGAUUGUGCCCCUGUUUGUGAAGGGACAUUGAAGCUAGAAUCCUGUAAAGCAACUCUUGCAGAGACGGAUUUGACCCAGAACAGCCCAAGCAUACUUGCUUUUUCAGCAUCCACAUCUGCUCCAGGGGUGGCUCAGAAGGCAGCUACCACCCCAAGUUGUGUAGCCGCUGAGGACCAAGUGCCCUGUGAGAAAUGUGGCUCCCUGAUACCAGUGUGGGACAUGCCAGAACACAUGGACUAUCAUUUUGCAGUGGAGUUGCAGAAAUCCUUUCUGGAGCCCUCAAACCCCCAAGUUGUUUCUGCCUUGUCUCCUCAAGGCAAAAGAAAUCCCAAGAGCCCUUUGGCCUCUAGUAAUAAACGGCCUAGGCCUGAGGGCAUGCAGACAUUGGAAUCAUUUUUUAAGCCAUUAACACAUUAGUGCUGCCCUUAGGCUUGCUGUAGGAUUUUAAUAUUUUAUCUGUAACCUGGGAGAUGGAAAUAUAUUCCCUUCUCAGGGAAAUCCAUAAUUUUAUGAAAAUUUUAACACAAAAAAUAAUCCAGUUAGGUGCCAGAUUAAGGUUCCCAUCUCGUCACAGGCAUAGAUUCUAAUCCCAUUGCUGACAGAGAUGUAAAAAUUCAUCUUCUCAUUGAGUUUUUAAUCUUUAGAGUUUAGGGAGGCAAUGUCGUACUAUAAAAAGUAUGUGGGCCUUGAAGCCUAAGAGACUGGUUCGAAACCUAGCUCUGCCUCUUACUGCAGUGAUGGCUUUGAGCAAGUCACUUUCUUUACUUCCUCAUCUGUAAAACUGAGAUAAUACCUUAUAGAUUAUUUUAAUCUUCAACUUAAAAUUGGCACAGAACAUGAACUAAGUAAAAAACAAAAAGUUUUAAAUAAUGCCUUGACCAGAAUUCCAUAUUUUCUGCUGAGGAAUGUGAGGUGAAGAAUCCCUAAAAGUGCUAUAGUAACUACAGUAGGGCAGGUUCUGUACAUAAAAGCUAGUCAAUAAAUGCUGAAUCUCAUACCCUAUUAUAGCCUCAGUUCUAGCCACUGGUUAGCCAUUCUAUCUCUGCAUUUUGUUCUAAUGUAGAAUGAGAUUGCCACUGGCUAGUUCAGGAACUGUUUAGAUUCUAUAAGUCAUAAUCAAAACUAGAUCAUCUCUAGAACCUUGCUACUCUUGAGUGAUUUGAGGAACAGCAGCAUCGUGAUCACCUAGGAACUUGUUAGCAAUAGUCUUAGCCUCACCACUACUACUGCAUAUUAACGAGACUCCCCAGUGUAUAUCUCCUAAAGUCUGAGAAAUACUGAUCUAGAAGAUGCCAACAGCCAGGUUUGUAGAGAACAAUAACAUUUCCUUAAACUCUAAAGUAUAAAUUUAAGAGGUGAGUGCUUGGACCUUUGUGGUUACUGCCAUGUUCAUCUCUUCCUUAUUGAAGUAUGAAUGUUUAGCUUAGGGUUUUAAAUUGAUUAUUGUAGCUUUUUGCACUUAUCCAUGUUUAUAGUACUGUAUUUUUAACCUCCGUUCUUAUGUGUGAGAAGUCAGUUUUUUUGGCUUGAAUUACACAGGGAACUCAACUGAAGAUGAACUGAGUUGGUGGUGGUGGUAGAUAGAAUAGUGUACAUCUCCCUCCUUCCAUACAUAUACACAAACCAACUUUUUUAUACAUACAAAAACCAACUUUUAGCUUAUUUAUAAAUGGGGGGAAGAGUCUGUAUUUAAUUUGAAGAACAGAAGGUUUGAAAACCAUUGGAUCCAGCAGGAAAUUAUUUUUUCCUCCAAAAAUAUUUUCUACUUUUAUGGUACUUGAAUAUCCAAUAAAAGACAGUAUUCACUGUGUA
This is a messenger RNA of Microcebus murinus (gray mouse lemur), 3675 nucleotides long. RefSeq names its product DNA polymerase eta (gene POLH). Gene Ontology annotation, biological process: error-prone translesion synthesis; response to radiation. Gene Ontology annotation, molecular function: DNA-directed DNA polymerase activity; damaged DNA binding. The record is from RefSeq and is a predicted model, not a curated record. NCBI's taxonomy places the organism in Eukaryota, Metazoa, Chordata, Mammalia, Primates, Cheirogaleidae. Gene Ontology annotation, cellular component: replication fork; nucleus; site of double-strand break.